AACAAAUAUAAGGUGUUCCGCGGUUGAUGGAAAGGAGAGAACUUGUCACAGUGGCCGUAAUAUUUGCCUCUCCCGCGCCGUUGGAGAUCACAGAUUGGGCGCCAUCGUUCCUUCCUUCUACAAGUACCUCAGCAAAAUCCGAAGCUCAUCACAGAGAACCAUGGCCGGAAAAGGGAACCCAGACGACCAACUUUUCCAGCUUCUUGCCAAUCUUCUCCACCAGGUGGAAUCACUGACCAACCAGGAAGAAGUUGAAUUGCGUACCAAGAUCGAAGCCCUCGGACUUGAAGUUACAAAAGUACCCUCGAAGUCCUUGAAGCAGCUUGAUGAACUGGAAAUUGCCAAGGAGUUGGAUAAGUUAUCUGAAAAGUUAGAUGAUGUUGAUGAAAUGAUUUCUUCAGCAAUGGCUGCAGAUCCACAGGUGCAGUCUCUGUUGAGUGACACUGCUGAUAUUUGGAUGCCAGUAAUCACUGCUUCGGCCGAUGAACGGCGAAAAUUUACAUCUUCAGUUGGAGAAAAUCCAGAAACAUAAAGAUAAUUUUGCCAGUUAGAUAUGACUUCGUUUUGUGUAUUUUAAGGGCUAAGUCGAGUCAGUUCAUUUAUCUAUCACAAUUUUGUUAUAUUCGGUAAAUAACGCGUUGAAACAAAAACUAGUAAUUUCAUUUUCAGCGCUUGGAAUGUAUUUUUCCAACAGAUGAUUUAUUAUUCCAUCUUAUCUUCUCUGUAGAAACUGUCCUUCAUUGUUGUCUAAAGAAAAAAGACAUGGAACCUUUUUAUUGAUGUAAA
Momordica charantia (bitter melon) is the source of this 786-nucleotide messenger RNA. Its product is annotated as ecotropic viral integration site protein. Lineage: Eukaryota; Viridiplantae; Streptophyta; Magnoliopsida; Cucurbitales; Cucurbitaceae. The record is from RefSeq and is a predicted model, not a curated record.